This is a messenger RNA of Acanthochromis polyacanthus (spiny chromis), 2393 nucleotides long. It is a transcript of the gene gfi1b, whose product is annotated as growth factor independent 1B transcription repressor. The transcript has 7 exons. NCBI's taxonomy places the organism in Eukaryota, Metazoa, Chordata, Actinopteri, Pomacentridae. Gene Ontology annotation, cellular component: nucleus. Bases 330 to 1298 code for a protein of 322 amino acids. Gene Ontology annotation, biological process: regulation of transcription by RNA polymerase II. Gene Ontology annotation, molecular function: RNA polymerase II cis-regulatory region sequence-specific DNA binding; DNA-binding transcription factor activity, RNA polymerase II-specific. The record is from RefSeq and is a predicted model, not a curated record.
UUUCCAGUCUUUUUCUCCUCUCUGUGGGUGUUUUGUGUCACUAACUGUUCCGCAGCUUCAGUGUUUUUCUAAGCAAAUUCUGCAGCAGCUUCGUGGCCUUUUCAUUGGCUGAAACCACAGUCAGAUUCUCCUGCGGAAUUAUCUGAUUGAAAAUCAGGGAGGAGAAAGACAGAAAGAGCAACAAGUGGAAGUUUUAACGCUGCUUUGCUUUUAGAACUUUGAGGAAAAGGAUUUUUUGCGAUGCGUUUCUCCUCAACUGGACAGAUUUUUUUAAUAAGGAAACUUUGUUUGUUUUUGGUGUUGGGAGGCUGUUCAGUUAACGGAUCAACAUGCCUCGUUCAUUUCUGGUGAAAAACAAAAGGUGUACAUCUUAUAAUGUCCACAGAUCCUAUGAAGACGAGCAGAACCUCUCCAUAUGUGCUGAAAUCCCAGCAGAGGUUCAGACCACAGACUCUUCAGAAAGGCGUCCGUCUUCACCUGCAGGUCAUUGCUCACCUGAAAAGGAUGAAGCGGAGUGUGAAGGCACUCUACCUGUUCACUCAGAGCCAACCAGACCUCCGGUAGCUCCCACACAGCCCUACUACAUAACAGAGCCUCACAUGGCCGAGUUCCCUCCCUACUAUAAGUCCACUUUCACCUGGGAGUCUCCGUCCUAUGACCUCCGUCAGAUGAGCUUCAGCCCCACGGUGUUGCAGCACGCCAGCAAUCUGUACGGAAACCACAUCCGGAGCAGCCCUCAGCCGGAUCAGCCUCUGGACUGCAGCACCCACUACUCCCCCACCUCCAACACCUACCACUGCAUCACCUGCGACAAGGUGUUUUCGACGCCUCACGGACUCGAAGUUCACGUCAGGAGGUCUCACAGCGGCAUGAGGCCUUUCGGAUGCAGCAUCUGCAGGAAAACCUUCGGUCACGCCGUCAGUCUGGAGCAGCACAUGAACGUCCACUCACAGGAAAAAAGCUUCGAGUGUAAGAUGUGUGGGAAAUCCUUCAAGCGCUCGUCCACUUUGUCCACACACCUGUUGAUCCACUCGGACACGAGGCCGUAUCCCUGCCAGUACUGUGGGAAGAGAUUCCACCAGAAGUCGGACAUGAAGAAACACACGUACAUCCACACCGGCGAGAAGCCCCACAAAUGCCAGGUGUGUGGCAAAGCUUUCAGCCAGAGCUCCAACCUGAUCACACACAGCAGGAAGCACACGGGAUUCAAACCGUUCGGCUGCGACGUUUGCUCAAAGGGCUUCCAGCGAAAGGUGGAUCUCCGUCGGCACCACGAGAGCCAACAUGGAAUGAAAUAGCAGCUUUGAAUUAACAUUUACAAUAAGUUUCUGUUAAAUAAAAGAUCUAUGAAGAUUAACCACAGGAAUAAAGUUCACUGAAGGCCUGUUUGAGAUAAUAUAUAGGAAGAAAAAUGCGUUUACGUGUGGAUAAAAGGGAGAAAUGUCAUUGAGAUCCAUUGUAAUUUUGUAUAAUAUAUUUAAAUAAGCUGUGUGUGAUGUAAACUGGUUGAUAAAUGCUGAAUAAAGGGUGAACCGAGAAGCAGAAACUUUGUUUUUUCUUGAAGAUUAAGUGAAAUACAACCGUCAGACCUGCAUAGCUACAAGGUAGAACAUGCUGUUUGUCUACGAUGAGCACUGUAAACACAGUUUUUCUCCCUGUUUGAGUCUUUCUGUGUGUUUUUCUGACUCAUUUUCCUGUAACAGCAGGAUGUAGAAUAAUGGCCCCGUGUAGAAAUCAGCAGCAGAUAGUGGAGUAAUAAUCCUGCAUUCAAAUGACACACCUGGAACGCCAUGCAAAUCUGAAACUAGGAAGAUAUCCAGUCCAUGGAGUCGGCUAGAAAGUCGAUGUGUGAUGUUUUGUUCUACACUCAGCAGUGAAAAUCAGCUCCAUAAUCUCAGUUUUUAAGAAAAAAUCCCACUUGCACAAACUGUCCGUCGGUCAGUCGAUCCAGUGGAGCUGCUCGGCCUCACAUUGAUUUUAUUGGGAUUAAUGGGAGCCUGGUGGAAAAGGCGUUGAUGACUUAGCCAACUGUCACCACACCCGGCCGGCCUGCUGGAUUUAACUCCACAAACAAACGAAGACUCACCUCCUUCCUCAAACACCGAAACCUGUCAGGACGCUAAGCUGCUCAAGGCAAAUCAGAUCUUCACCUGCAGCUGUUAAAUCUGACGACAACGACGAGAAACGCAGAACGAAUCUGAUGCAACACGAUAAAAGCUCAGUUUUUCAUAAAAAUAAUGACUUAAAAUGAGCCAAAUCUUUAUCAUUGUGUUUAACUUCACUCCUUAAUGCUGUCAUGAUAUCAGUAUUUCACUACAACUUUAUCAGGACCCAAACAAAAUUAUCAUAACAAUAGUAUCGCAAUGUUUCAAUAAAAAAAUCACAAAAAUUUG